GGUUUUUUUCUAUGUACGUUUUUGACUAUUGACCAAUCUGUGACGUCUGGAAAAAAAAAAAUCGAGAUAAGACAAAGGGGUCUUAGUUUUUAAGAGUAAAAGCUGAGCCCCAAUGCUCUAAAUUUUUAUUCGUUCCAGAAGAUCUCUCCCCAGCAUGAUCGCCAAAAUCCUCCUGGUUUGUGUGUCUCUGUUUGCCCUGGGUUCCUGCUCCUCUGCUGGGGUGCUGAACCUGUGUAAGCAGUACGGAUGGCCGGCCGGCAGGUACCCCCACCCGACCAACUGCCGACAGUUCAUCGAGUGCAGCAAUGGCGUCACGAUGGAGCUGGACUGCCCAGUGACUACAGUCUACAACCCCGUCACCAAACUCUGCGACAGUACCGCUAAUGUACCAAUCUGCAACUACGGACCUAGUGUGGCCACUAUUGUGGUCUCCAACAUCUGCCGCCAGUUCAGCUGGGCGAACGGAAACUACUACCAGCCGUACGACUGCACACAGUACGUGGAGUGCAGCAAUGGUGCCACCACUGUCAUGGGCUGCCAGAACGGUCUCUUCUACAACCCGGCACUCAAGACCUGCUCCACGACCAACACCUGCCUCCAGUACAUCUUCCAGCCGCCCACCCUCCCGAUAGCUUAUCCUUCCAAUUUCGACAACUACUGCUCCGUCAACAACCUGGCUAACGGCAUCCACCCGGACCCCUACAGCUGUGUGUCCUACGUGGAGUGCACGUUCGGCAGAACCAACCACAUGCCGUGCCCGACCGGCCUCUCCUUCGACAGGAACCUUUUGGUGUGUGAUGACAAGCAGAACAUCAACUGUGCUGUUGUUCCCGUAGGGAAGAAGUAAAGCCCCAAUUUGAAAAAAUAAACCCCACCAUUACAGAAAUUUGUAUAUAUGUUCUUUUCAGAGAAUGCACGUUAUGCGAUUUUGCUCAUUACCAAAUUUACUAUAAUUGUUUUAACUGAUUUUUUAAAUUGACUUUUUUUUUUGUCCAACACUUUUUUAAAUUGGUAGGAGAAACACGCAUAUUAUGUUAUGUAGAGCUUUAUUACUACCAACGUUUUUUUCUCAGUAAAUGUUUUUUUUUUACUACAACAAAACGAAAUAAAAGAACCUCCAUAAAACGAAA
Molecule: messenger RNA, 1130 nt
Organism: Aplysia californica (California sea hare)
Lineage: Eukaryota; Metazoa; Mollusca; Gastropoda; Aplysiida; Aplysiidae
Product: chondroitin proteoglycan 2
Exons: 4
Coding region: 155-847 (230 amino acids)
Cellular component (GO): extracellular region
Molecular function (GO): chitin binding
Source: RefSeq, a predicted model, not a curated record